UUUGCUCUAGUUUUGAAGCCUCGGGCUGCUGGGUGUGUGAGUGACAAGUCUUUUACAAGUGGCCUUAUUCCAACUCCAGAGAUUCCUCAAGCAGAUUCUAAUUUUAUAUACAACCCUCAGGAGACAGGAAACAUGCCAACCCAAUCCCUCUUGGUGUAUAUGGAUGGACCGGAAGUUAUCGGCAAUUCCCUUGGCACCCAAAUGGAGCUGGAUGACGCCGUGACGAUCAAAGGGGCCGCCGCGGUCCCCUUCCGAGCCACGCCGGAGAAGAGCAUCAUCCAGAUGGAGGGGUGCAUGCCCCUGGACUGCAUGUUCUGCAGUCAGACCUUCACGCGCUCCGAGGACCUCAGCAAACACGUCCUCCUGCAGCACCGGCCCACCCUCUGUGAGCCCGCCGUCCUGCGCGUGGAAGCCGAGUACCGCAGCCCUCUGGAUAAAGGGCAGGCGCGCAGCGAGCCGCCCAAGGACACGAGCUGCAAGGACAGCGAGGAGCUGAGCUGCGAGGUGUGCGGGCAGACCUUCCGCGUGGCCUUCGACGUGGAGAUCCACAUGAAGAAGCACAAGGACUCGUUCACCUACGGGUGCCACAUGUGCGGCCGGCGGUUCAAGGAGCCCUGGUUUCUGAAGAAUCACAUGCGGACGCACACGGGCAAGUCGGGGGCGAAGAGCAGGCCGCAGCCUGGCCUGGAGAGCCCGGCGACCAUCAACGAGGUGGUGCAGGAGCCCGCGGCCGAGGGCGUCUCCUCGCCCUACAAGAUCUGCAUGGUCUGCGGCUUUCUCUUUCCAAAUAAAGAAAGUCUCAUCGAUCACCGGAAGAUGCACACCAAAGACGCUGCUUCCGGGCCCCGCGGCCCGCAGACCGAAGUCCCGACGGAAGGCAUGCCGUCGCCGGGGGCGGAGCUGCUGCAGUUCCUGAACCUGAGACCCGCGUCCCCCGCCGAGAUCGCCAAGAAGCCAGCCAAGUGGAUACCUCAGCUGGACCCGUUCACCACCUACCAGGCCUGGCAGCUGGCUACCAAGGGCAAGGUGGCCGUGUGCCGAGAGGUGAAGGAGCAGCAGCCGGGCCAGGAGGGCAGCACGGACAACGACGAGUCGUGCUCCGACAAGGAGGAGACGAGUAAAGGCGGCUGCCCCGGCCUCUCCCAAGACAAGGAGAAGUCCAGACACCCCCACGGCGAAGUGCCUUCCGUGGACGCGGACCCCAAGCUGGCCAGCAGUAAGGAGAAGCCGACGCACUGCGCUGAGUGCGGCAAAGCCUUCCGGACCUACCACCAGCUGGUGCUGCACUCGCGCGUACACAAGAAGGAGCGCAGGGCCGGCGCCGGCUCGCCCCCCGCGGCCGCGGACGGCAGGCAGCCCAGGACGUGCUCCCCGGAGCUGCCGCCCGCCCUGGAGGACAGCGGGGCCCUGGACCGGGAGGCUGGCUCUGAAGACGGCUCCGAAGACGGGCUACCGGACGGGCUCCACCUGGAUAAAAAUGAUGAUGGAGGGAAAAUGAAGCAUCUUACAUCCUCAAGAGAAUGUAGUUAUUGUGGAAAGUUUUUCCGUUCAAAUUAUUACCUCAAUAUUCAUCUCAGAACGCAUACAGGUGAAAAACCAUACAAAUGUGAAUUCUGUGACUAUGCUGCAGCGCAGAAGACCUCCUUGCGGUAUCACCUGGAGAGACAUCACAAGGACAAGCAGACGGACGCCGCCGCAGACGGCAAGAGCGACGGGAGACCUCAGGAGGCCGAGGAUGCACUCCUAACCGCCGACAGCGCGCAAACCAAAAAUUUGAAAAGAUGUUUCGACGGUGCCAAAGAUGUUAAAGGCAGCCCACCCGCAAAGCAACUGAAGGGGAUGGCCCCCGCCUCUCAGAGCAUCCUGGGCAGCGCAGUGCUCGCGCCAGUGCACAGGGAAACUCAGGAUUUCAGCAAGGAUGCAGCGGAUGACAGUGCCGAGAAGCCGAGCAAGGCCCCCGGGCCCGCUUGCUUGGACGCCUUGAAGAAGAGGCUGCCUGCGGACCCUCAGGCCGGCCCCCUGGGGUGCAGGACAGAGGCGGCCGCGGCGGCCCGCCACGCGCAGCUCGGGCCCCGGGAGACGCGGGCGGAUGUGGGCUGCCAGGAGAAGCCCCUGAACCUGUCCCUCGGCGCCCCGCACGGGGGCGCGGGGGUGCCUCUGGGCAGGAGCGUGACCGCCAGCAGUACCUGCCCGUUCUGCACCUUCAAGACCUUCUACCCGGAGGUGCUCACGAUGCACCAGAGGCUGGAGCACAAGUACCACCCCGACGCGCACAAGAGCUGCCGGGGCAGGGCUGUGCUUCGCAGCCGGCGGACCGGCUGCCCGCCGUUCCUGCUGGGCAAGGACGUGCCCCCGCUGCCCGGCGCCUUCAGGCCUAAGCCGCGGCCGGUCGCCCCGGCACAGCCCAAGCCCGCGCCGGCUGAGAGACCUGCGUCCGGUGCCCAGGGGUCCGGCAGAGCUCCGCCGCCUGCGGGCGCCGACGCCAGCACUUUAGCCCCCAGCAACCUCAAGGCGCUGAAUGCCCGGCCACCGCCAGGCCUUGGGGUUCCGGGGCCCGGCCCCGCUCGCACACCGCCCGAAGCGCCGCCCUGCAAGGCGGGCCCGGAGAAGACGCGUCGGCCCGAGCCGCAGCCCCCCGCCGACGCUGCCAGGAGCGACCACCCUGCCAGGAGUGACGGCCCUUGGGCGCCCGCGCGGGACUACGCGUGCGGCCGCAGCGGCGCUGAGCUCGGGGAGCCGCUGCCCAAGCGGCCGCGGGUCGCGCCCGAGCCGCCCUGCACGCCGUGCCGCCGGCCGCCCGAGCUUCCGCAGUACCGCGUGGUGCGCGGGCUGGCGUCCCUGCUGCCGCCCGAGUGCGCCUGCGCGCCCCCCGCGCGCCCGCGGCCCGCGCCCGGGCCCGCCUUUGCCGCCUUGCUGCCCUGCGCGCCCGGCGCCGCCGCAGCCGCUGCGCUAGAAGGAAAAAGGCCUGUAUCCUAUCAACACUUAUCUAGCAGCAUGCUGCAAAAGAGGAACUAUGAGAAUUUUAUUGGGAACGCACAUUAUCGACCAAAUGACAAAAAAACUUGAUUUCCUAUUUUGGGGAUGAAAGGUCUUGAUGGAUAUAAAUGUGUACUCUCCAUGAAAUUAAAUUAGUUCAUCCUUUGAAAAAGCAGAUGUUGAAAGCUACUGAAAUAAGCUGUGAUUGUACUGUGUAUAUAACACAUAAAGGAACACUACGGUUUUGUAAAGUUGUUCUGUUAACUUUUGUACCAAAUAGCAAUAAAGACUAUAGUUGGAAUUUGGGUUGUACACAAAUGGAGACUGGACAUCAUCUCUAUUUUGCCCCAAAUAAUAUGUUUUUUAGAAUUGACCAAAUAAAAAAUGGAGGUUUUUUUUUUUUUUUUUUGCAUACUUGAGCGCUGCUGAAAAGAAAUCAUUUGGGUUAGGGGGUGGGGUGGGGAGAAAGUAUAUAACGCUUGCACCUCAGGUAAAAAAUUUUGUAAAUAUAUGUUGUAAACCUGCUUGUUUAAAUACUGUGUGUAUUCUUUUCCUCUAAUGUUGCUCAUCACUUUGAGCACAUUUCUGCUAUUUGUCCUCUUUCAUCUAAAAUGUGCGGUUUUUGUUUUUUAAUCUCAGUGAUUUGUAUUAUGUUAAACCCUCCACAGUCUCUUGUCUGAAUGGAAACAUCGACCCCCUGAAUAUGUGCUGCUUGUCCUAAGAUCAGCCUUUCUCUAGUUGGUGCCCUCUUAUUACAAAUUUUGGUAGGUCGUCUGAGGAAGACCCAGACCCAGAAUCCUCUUCUCAGGGGAUUGGCGGGGGGAUUUUUAAGUGUGUGUAUCUAUAGAGAAGCAUUUCCUCUAGGCCAGCCACACACUCAGUAAACAUACCAAAUUGUAUGUGGAGUUACUUAGUUUUCUAUCAAAUGAAUCAUUUUUGUUGGAAAAUUCUGGCGUUUGCCUGAAUUAGUUAUAUAAAAAUAUAAAGGCUAAAUUAUACAUGUGAAUUACAUAUAUUGGAAGCAGUUUUAAAAGAAAUGAAAGCUGAGGGGUAAAUUUUAGGUUUGCAUCUGGUAGUCUCCGUGUGUCUGGCACUUGGGUUGACUGUGGACACACUCCGGUUAAUUACAGACACAUGGAUCAUGCAGGAGUGCUGACUGAGGCUCCUGGUACUCCGGGGAGUUCCCUGGUCUGGAGACCUCGGCAUCUUCCCAUUUUUGGUGGUUUGGAGGCAGCACUAUUUUCUCAGUGUACAGGACAGUUUGGGUUUUAAAGAGAGACUGGCCACCAGCUGGCUUACUAAAUGUUUUAUUACACUUCUGUUCCCUUAAUCCACUGUCCAUGGCUGACUGUUACAGGCAGCACCUGGGUUUAGUGACCACAACAUACUUUAUUAAGAAAACUGUUUCAAAAAUAAAUUUGCACUGUUAAUUUUUAUUGCCUUGCCCUUCUCCAUUAGAACAAGGGUAAUGUCCUCAAAAGAAUCCUGACUUUUUUGUUUGUUCUCAUUAUGCAACACGACGCUCACUUGAUAGAAAAGUCUUAACUCCCAAGUGAGAAGGGAGACCUACCCUGAGCUGACCCUGCUGGCAUCGUGAUGAAGUGCUUUUUAUCAGGAAAGUGUACACUAUUGACCUUUCUUUCUGUUCACAAGCUGAGCCAUAUGUACAUAAUCUAGAUUUUUGUUUUCCUAGUUUUGCACUUUUAUAGCCUAUUUUUGAAGAUUAACACAUUGAGAAAGAUGAUUGACAUGAUCCUUACCUAAUCCAAUAAGUGUUACAGAAAGCUUGCUGUGACGAUAAAUAUAAAUCUUAAAAGGGGAUAAACACGAUGAUAGAGGGCUGAAAUUUAAAUCUGUAUUUAAAAAAAAAAAUCACCAAAUCUAUUUGAAAACAAGUCAAUUCACGUUAUGCUGAAAUCUGGGUACCUUUCUGAUUUCUCCUUUUUAGCCACAUUUCUGAAUCCUUAAAAAUACAGUUUUAUUUUUCUUUCCACAGCCCUUGUACUCCAAAAUGUUUUUUUUUUUCCUUUUUUUUGUCCAUCAGUAUUAACUAUUGGGAUACUACUGGUUUUGUAUGUUCUUUUCCCUUUGAGACAACAGUACAUAUACUAGAGGUACAAUCUGUUGGAUUUUUGUUUAUGUAUUUAUUUCAUUCCAGUUUGAUUUAUUUUAAUUGUUGAUACUUAAGUUGUCAAACAGUAGACAUUACUUGUUUUAUUUAUGAUAUAUUUCAGCUUAAAGUUAUGUUAUUAUAUGUGGAUGUAAAUAUAGAUUUGGUGUUUUGCAGU
This is a messenger RNA of Odocoileus virginianus texanus, 5264 nucleotides long. The record is from RefSeq and is a predicted model, not a curated record. NCBI's taxonomy places the organism in Eukaryota, Metazoa, Chordata, Mammalia, Artiodactyla, Cervidae.